CACGCGGAAGUAAGUCAGCCAAGAUGGCAGCGUCUGUGGCCGGCGUGUUUUGAUUUCAGCGGAGUGUCAAACAUGCACAGCAGUUCCGAAUUUACGAUUUGCAUGACUGACAAAGGAGAUUUUGAGAGCGGAAUAUGGACAGACGAGAGUUUGUUGCGUCCCUCGUGGCAGGAGGUUGUGCAGGAAUGUGUGUGGAUCUGACCCUCUUCCCCCUGGACACCAUUAAGACCAGACUGCAGAGUCAGCAGGGUUUCUACAAAGCCGGGGGUUUCAGGGGCAUCUACGCUGGGGUUCCAUCUGCUGCCGUCGGCUCCUUCCCCAGUGCUGCUGCUUUCUUUGUCACCUACGAAUGCACGAAGUCCCUGCUCAGCGCCAGGGGAGCACUGGCAGCACCGCACGUGGCACCUGUCACUCACAUGCUGGCCGCCUCCCUGGGUGAAAUAGUGGCGUGUCUGAUUCGGGUACCCACAGAGGUGGUCAAACAAAGGACCCAGGCUUCUCCCUUGUCCACCACCUACCGCAUACUGCUGGCUACACUCAGAGAAGAGGGUGUUCGAGGAUUGUACAGAGGAUUUGGGAGCACAGUUCUUCGAGAGGUCCCGUUCUCCCUGGUGCAGUUUCCGCUCUGGGAGUAUUUAAAGACACUCUGGUACUGGAGGCAAGGUCACAGACUCUACUCUUGGCAAGCUGCUGUGUGCGGAGCUUUUGCAGGUGCAGUAGCAGCAUUUGUUACCACUCCUCUUGACGUGGCAAAGACCAGGAUCAUGCUUGCAAAGGCUGGGUCGGCCACAGCCAGCGGCUACAUCCCGCUGGUGCUCUAUGACGUGUGGAAGACCCGAGGCCUUACAGGUCUGUUUGCCGGCAGCCUACCGAGGAUGACCUUCAUCAGCAUCGGCGGUUUCAUCUUUCUGGGAGCCUACGACAAGGUGCAUCACAUUUUGCUAUAGCGGCAUGGUCUCGGACUGUCCUAAGGCCGGUGGAGGAGCAGCAGGGAAAGCAUCUCUGGUGCUGUUUAAAAGCAGCACCCUCAUCUCCCAGAGGGCCCCUGUGCCUCCAUGCUCCUGGGCCCUAUGGUGCAUGGUGCAUGGGGUAAGAGUUGUUCACGGACCUGAUCACAUUACCCAGAGUGCUGCGUUCCUGCUUCUCAGUGCCCUUUGGAUUGAGUUUAACAACCUCAGUCUCACUUCUUUAACAGCUCUGUUGGUUUGGUGACACAAAGCCACACACGACUAGCAAUGCAGCAUAUUCACUGUUUAAUGUACGUGAAUAAUAAGUUAUGAUUAAAGACGGACUUUUAUACUGAA
Messenger RNA from Monopterus albus (swamp eel), 1304 nucleotides. It is a transcript of the gene slc25a26, whose product is annotated as solute carrier family 25 member 26. The transcript is spliced from 10 exons. The record is from RefSeq and is a predicted model, not a curated record. Gene Ontology annotation, biological process: transmembrane transport. NCBI's taxonomy places the organism in Eukaryota, Metazoa, Chordata, Actinopteri, Synbranchiformes, Synbranchidae. Bases 135 to 947 code for a protein of 270 amino acids.